This is a messenger RNA of Alligator sinensis (Chinese alligator), 6297 nucleotides long. Its product is annotated as guanine nucleotide-binding protein G(I)/G(S)/G(T) subunit beta-3. The transcript has 14 exons. Gene Ontology annotation, molecular function: signaling receptor complex adaptor activity; procollagen-proline 3-dioxygenase activity; protein binding. The record is from RefSeq and is a predicted model, not a curated record. The coding region runs from base 1016 to 2698 and encodes 560 amino acids. Gene Ontology annotation, biological process: collagen metabolic process; G protein-coupled receptor signaling pathway. Gene Ontology annotation, cellular component: cytoplasm; heterotrimeric G-protein complex; endoplasmic reticulum. NCBI's taxonomy places the organism in Eukaryota, Metazoa, Chordata, Crocodylia, Alligatoridae.
GGUGGCCCUCUGCCCAGCACUGUAGCAAGCGGGGCGACCGCCCCGGGCGCUGAAGCGGAGGUGCGCCAACAGUCACUGCCCAAACGGAGCAGGGCAUGGGGCAGAGCCGUGGGGCAUCCAGGGGGCGCAGGGACAGAGGGAGGCCGGCUCCCACCACUGCCUGCACUCCUGCGGGAAGUGUGUGGCCCCCCUCAAUCUGCACACAGGGCCAGGGUAGUUUGCUGCUGCUGCAGGCUUGCCCCAGGCGCCAAACUUCCUUGCUAGGGUACUGCCUCUGCCCAGGACCUCUUGAGCAUAUAUUGACACUGAUAGAGGCAGGGUGUGGGCUGCUGUGGUUCCCCUGCGUUACCUGUGAAAGGUGUAGGUCCCUGUGGCAUCAGGGUUGAGGGUAGUCUUCAGCUGAGUUUAGAUGAUGGAUUGUACGGGAUGGUUUGAUAGGGCUGAUCCUGCCUUGGGCAGGGGCUGGACUCACUAGAUGACCUCUGGACUCACUAGAUGACUUCCAGUCCUGCUUCUCUUUGAGUCCAUGACAGCCUGUGUGACACCCUGCUUGAGAGCCCCCACUUUGCUGUUUUUGUGUAGGACCUACAGCUGGAGAGGGCUGGAAAGGAUUGGAUGGGGAGUCUUGGUGGACGGGGCUUUCCAUGGUGUCUAACCCCCCCCCACCCAGGUGGCAGCCUGGUGCAGGGCCUGACAGUAGUUGUAACCCCAGCUCAGCCCCAGACAGCAUCUUGAGGACAUCAUGGGGUGGGGGCUAAAGUCCAACAGCAGCAUGGGUGUGUGUGCGUGGGUUCUUAUUGCACACUAUCCAGUAGGGGGUCUGCAGGGUGCAUUGUUUACAGGCAGGUCCUAUGAAAACCAAUGAAAGGGCAGGGGAAGCCAGGUGGACGGGUUCACUUGAGAAGCAAGGGGGGUGGGUCUGCCUCCAGACCAGGGGAAUGGCUCUAGGUAGGCUGUUUUGUCUCUGCAGCUGAAGAAACUGGACGAGGCAGUGGCAGCUGCACACACAUUCUUCAUGGCAAACCCCCAGCACCUGCAGAUGCGUGAAGACAUCGAGAAAUACCAGCGCAUGGCAGGGGUAAAGUCAGACAGUUUCCGGGACCUGGAGGCUGUGCCACACUGGAGGGCAUAUGAGACUGGGGUGCAGCACUACAAAGUGGAUGAGUACCAGGAGGCUGUGGUAAAGCUGGAGGAGUCCCUCAAAGAGGCACUGUUGGCACUGGAGGACUGUCGAGCCCUGUGUGAGGGGCCCUGGGAGGACGAGACAGAAGAGGAGAUUCAACCUGGCCUGUAUGAAGCUGUUGCAGCCCAUUACAUCCAGGUCCUGAAGUGCAGGCAGCAGUGUGUCCUUGAUAUUGCCACGAAGCCAGGACGGGUGUCUGCCACAGAAGAUUUCAUACCCUCCCACUUUGACUUACUGCAGUUUGCUUACAACCAAGUUGGAAACCAGGCACUGGCUGCUGAAUGUGCUGCUUCCUAUCUGCUCUUCUAUCCCAUGGAUGAAUCAAUGCUGGAGAAGAUGAAAUAUUAUCAGACAGAGCUGGGAGAGGGUGUAUCGGUCACAGCCAGAGAGAACAUCUAUCAUUAUGUUCAGCAGUCUCUGAAGGAGAAGAAGUUGAUUUACUAUGCAGUGGAGCAUCUGGGAGGAACUUUUAAUGACCCUGACCUGUGGACCUCAGAUGAGCUGAUCCCUGAAAGCCAGAAGCAGAAACGCAGAGAGGAUCAAGAGAAGCAAAGGCUGGAGAAUCUGGAUGUGGAACAGCCGGAGCAGAGAGGUCCCUUAUUUUUUGAGGGCCUUACCAUCACCCAAGAUUCCCGCCAGCUGAACGGGUCACAGCGGGUCGUCUUCGACAGAGUCCUGACAGACUCUGAAUGUAAGGACAUUCUCCGGCUGGCCAAGGCAGCUGGAGGCACAGGAGACAGUUACCGGGGCAGACGGUCCCCUCACACCCCACAUGAGAGAUUUGAGGGGUUAACAGUACUAAAAGCUCUGCAGCUGGCACAGGAUGGAGCUGUGAACUGGAGAGAUGCCAAACUGCUUCUACAGGCCAGUGAGAAAUCCCGGAAAAUUGUACAGUCCUAUUUUACACCUGGGAAAAAGCUCCACUUCUCCUUCACACACCUUGUAUGCCGCACAGCUGUGGAGGGGGAACAAGAUGAUCGCAUGGAUCUUAGUCACCCAGUUCAUGCUGAUAACUGUCUCUUGGAUCCUGAAGGAAAAGAAUGCUGGAAAGAACCACCUGCCUAUAUGUACAGGGACUACAGUGGGAUCCUCUACCUCAAUGAUGAUUUCAAAGGCGGGGAACUGUUCUUCACUGAAUUGAAUGCUGUGACAGUCACGGCUCAGGUACGCCCCAAAUGUGGGCGGUUGGUAGCGUUCAGCUCUGGAGGGGAGAAUCCUCAUGGCGUGUGGGCAGUGACCCGUGGGAGGCGCUGUGCCAUUGCCCUUUGGUACACACUCUCCCAGGAACGUGCUGAACAGGAGCGACUAGAGGCUGAAGCCCUGGUAAAACAAAGGGACAUGGAGCAGGAGAAGCAGCCAGAGGACAAGCAGCAUCAAGGGCUUGACGACAGUGGUGGUACCUCACCGGAGCCUCCUGUUCCCAAAGAAAGGGCCAGAUCCACAAGCCAAAGACACAAACUGGGCUCUGAGUCCCCACAACAACCCCAGGAACUGCGAGUCAGGGAUGAAUUCUGAGGGUGGUGGGCAUGACACUAAAGAACAGGCACACUGGCCUGUCAACUUCUUAGUGACACAGAGUACGGAGGUGUUUUUGGUCAUUUAUUAGAAUACUAGUCCCACAAUUGUGGGGGAAGGAUACAGCUUAUUUCUCAGUGACAUCACAACAGAAAAAUUACAUCAAUGGUAAAACAGAAAGGGCCAUGGUACCUUGAUCUUUAUUUACCAUCUUGACUUGAGAUUUAUUUAAUCACCCAGAAAUAACAAAACAGGCUCCUCUCAUCCCCUUUUUUUCAAUGAGCCUUCAAUAGGACCAAACCAAAGUGGGGAAGGAGGGAUUUUUGGGCAGGGGAUUUUCUUGUUUGGGGAUUUGAAAUGGGAACCACAGUAACAUCUAAACUUCCUGAGCCAACCCCUCAGGCCAGAGAAUCCCUAGACUGAAUUGGGAGAGGGCAGGUCAUGGUCUAUGAGUGUAUAAAAUAAAGGAAAAAAUAAUGAAUACAAAAUGUGAUGGGAGUUGUGGGUUUGUCCAGAGAGCAAUGGAGAGAAUGAUGGAGAAAUUUAAUUAACAAAUGAUAGAGGCAGGCUCAGCCCUAGAAGAGGGAAAAUAAGGGCUCUGUAGACUUACCCCUCCCCUGACAACAAAUAAACAUGGUGGGGUGGAAGACAGAUUGCUAUACUCUGCUGGGACUUCUCUCUUGGGAGGUUGGGGACCACCUACUGUGACAAGUGAACAUUCACUGCCCCAACACAAGUUCAUCAUCACUUCCACAUGGGGAGGAGCGAGGCAACUAUAUUGUUUAUCAUUUUCCAGACUGGCAUAAAGACAAUCUGCUCUCACUACCCAGGGGAUUAACAUCCAGAGAUUGGAUUAUAUUGUAGGCAAAGAGGAAUGAGAGGGCUGGAGACAGAGUAUCAAAAAGCGCAAUGACUCUAUUCCUGGGGGGGAUUAGAACUACGUUGCAUGAGAUUCACAAACCAAAGGCAGAGCUCUGUGGGACUAGCAGUUGGAAGGGUUUUGGGACAAGCCUGAAAGCAUCAGCUAGGCCAUGUGGAGAGCCCUGAAUAGGAACAGCUGCAGGACAGGAGUAAGGGGCACUGGCAAAACCAUCUGUUGGGGGCUCAGAACAGAUAUAUUGGGGUGGGGGGCUGUCAUGGUAUGAAUGACUCUGUUCCAUACACAGUUGCUGGCUCCCUGACCCGACCUGACUGAUACUGCUGCACACAGUUAAUCUCAUCCUAGUGUGCUUUGAAAGAUAGGGAGUUGGGCUCAUGCAGCCAAGCUUUUUGCGAUGUUGGUUAGCUGCUCUCGGGCUUAUCAACGGAAGCCAAUUUGCUCAUUCUCCACUGCUCUUGACAACAUUCCCUCUUUUUUUAUCCCUCACUCUUAGGCUUGGCAUUAGAGAAGAGUAGUAGUCCAUAUGGUCCAGGUUUCUUUUCUCCAUCUGUUAGUGGUAACAAAUCCCCUUCCUCUUAAAUAACUUUCUUAUUCAGAGAGGACUCCCACACUGGCAGCUGGACAAGACAGAGCCUUCACUUUCGCCACCUGUUCCUCUGAGGUGGCCAGUUGCUGCCUUGCAAUCGUGGCUGGCUCUGCCCAAAGGUAGCCUGGGUGAUUAGACUGAUGGCUUCCUGACGUCAGAUAAGAGCCAUUAAAAGGUAUUUAUCUCUGGCUUGGGCUAAAGCUGCAGGGGAGAUUAAAAGAGAUUGAGGCCAAGAUAAUCCCCCUAUAGCAGCAUCCCAGGAGAGCAGCUGCCAAAAGGCCUUUGAGCAAACCACCUUGUACCAGCCCUGUUCCCUCACCCUGCAGUGACAGGGGUUUCCUCCACCAGCUGCUGCUUACUGCUCUCUCAAGGAUAUGAUCCCUUAAAAAGAAGGAAUCCUUUCACAGGAGGCCAGGAUGCCAAUAUGAACAGUCACAACUUCCCUUUCCUAACAGGUUAGGAGCUGAGCCUUGUCCCCCAAAGGAGGCCUCCAGGAUGCAGUGCAUAGAGGUGCCUCCUGUCCUGCCAUCAGGAACUAGGACCCCAGCUCUUUCUCCCUAAUCUUCCCUGUAUUAGCUGGUUGCUAAUGCAAACAGAGUCCAAUCCUUUUGCAAUGAUUUUUUUUCUCUCUCCAGAAACAGCAUGUUCCUCUCCUGCCUCUUUCCAUCCCCUCCCCAUCCACCUGCUUUGCAUUAAGUACCAAUCCGAUUUUCCCCAAGUCACUGGUGUCUGAUUUAAUUUGCCUGACGUUGCUCCUGGAAUCAGCCCUCCCCUACCCUGCCCCCCCACCACACAAACACACACACACACACACAGCUUCCCAUGGGGAGAUCAGUCCUGAGAGAGACUGAGACGCUGAGAGAGAGUGAAGGGUACGGAGCGUGUGGACAGUUGGCACUAGGACGGGGAAGGACUGAGGGGGAAUCCCAGUGCAACCAGUGACUCCCAGCUAGGGUGGGAGAGCCGAAUUCCCAGAGGUCCAAGGGAAUCCGUCUCAGACAGAGAUCACAACUGCCUCAUCCUACAGACCACGGUAAGGCUGUUCCCUUGCUCCUGCUCCUGCUCCUGCUCCUGCUCCUGCUCCUGAUCCUGCCUGCUCAGUCUGGAUCUAGGGGUUGGUAUCUCCCAGUACAUCUUGGGCUACAUGACCUUCUGUGCAGGUUUGGUGGUUCUCUGUAUGUUUGGAUCCUGCUCUGUACACGGGUGUGUGGGGGUGUGGGGAAGGGAAAUUCUCAAUAGGAUGGAGGUUGGGGUUAGGAUCAACUGCUCUACCAAAGAAGUGCUUGCAGACAGGAUAGGGACCUUCCCUCAAAGGGGAAUUUAUACAAGGCUCCUGUGUAUCGUAGGACUGUGUGAUCUCCACACCCCCUCUUAGGCAAAUGGGGCUGACACCCUCAAUUUGACCCUGCACAUCGAUUCUGCUUGGUUCUUUGCAGCCCAUUUCUAGCCUGUAUGGAGAAGGAGCCUACCAAGAGAGAGGAAUAUAUCAGGGCAAUUUUAUUCUGCCCUUUGAUCCCUGUUGCAGAGCAGGGAGAUCAUCUCUCUAUCCGGCUCUACAAGAAGCCUAGGGUCACCAGGACACGCAUGAACUGACGGCCUAGGGAUUACGUUGGCAGGGACCCUGUGACCUCCCUCACUAAUCCCCGCCCUUCCAUGCCUAUUGUUUAUCUAUUUACAGCUCCCCAACAUCUGCUGAGAGGUAGCCCUCUCCCCAGUGUGGAUGAGGUGAUCCAGGGGAAUUAUAAACUGGAAAGCUGAACUCCUUUCCACAUCAUCACUUGGGCCACUAUGUCCCAUGACUCCCAAUCCUCAUUCAAGCAGGAUGAGGUGGUUUGGAUGACUCAAUAGCAGGCCUUCUUCCCUGGGUGUCAGCACUGGCCCUGGUAUCCCAGCAAGGUGGUAGAGGUCUGUGUGGCAAGCAUGUGAGCAUUCCCCUCAGAGCUAUCCCCAUUUAUCUGUGUGCUGUUUCACAUUCUUGGUACAGCAAAAUCUCGCCACUUCAGUUAGGUUCAUGACCUAUCUCUGCUAAGUGCUGAACCAACACCCUCAGGCUACAUGCAGAUGUCAUGUUUGUCCAGGAGAAGCCAUUUUCUCCUGGAACAAAGUGCCAUUGUUCAGAUGCCCACAUCUGUU